UAGUUUAAGAUAGGCGCCCUGAAGUUCCGGCUUACGUAAUUUUUCAAACCACCUGUUUACGGACAGACUACUAGUUAGUAUCCAAGAUGGCGUCUGCACUAGCCGGAGAACUGACAUGUGUCGUCUGCUCGGACCUGUACAGUUCCCCCGUCAUGCUAACGUGUCACCAUAGCUUCUGUCUGGUGUGUGUCAGAAAACUUGCAAAGGGUUUGGAAAGAAGACAUAAAAAUACCGUCGAGAAUCAUGAUGAGACGACAGCAGAUGUCAUCACCUGUCCGCAGUGUGGACAAGAAACGAGUCUUGAGGAGAAAGUUGUGGACGAUCUUCCAAGAAACUUUCUCCUACAGAACAUUGUGAAGGGCUACUUGAAGGACAAUGGGAAAGAGGGAAGGAAAAUGUCUGUGAGUGAGUUUGAGGGGAAGCUUGUUCUGUGUGAUUUUUGCGUGGGAUCGUCAGCAGCGGCCAUGACGUGUGUAGAGUGCCGCCUGGCCUACUGUUCGCGGUGUCUCCCCGUGGUUCACCCGCCUAGGGGGUACCUGGCCAGACACACGCUCAGGAAACCUUGAGUGGAGGAGGAGGAGAGGAUAAGGUGUCCACAGCACGCAGAAACUGUGACGAUCUACUGUUCGUCGUGUCAGACCACCAUCUGCAUGC
Branchiostoma floridae (Florida lancelet) is the source of this 654-nucleotide messenger RNA. Its product is annotated as E3 ubiquitin-protein ligase Midline-1-like. Gene Ontology annotation, molecular function: zinc ion binding. Bases 87 to 566 code for a protein of 159 amino acids. NCBI's taxonomy places the organism in Eukaryota, Metazoa, Chordata, Leptocardii, Amphioxiformes, Branchiostomatidae. The record is from RefSeq and is a predicted model, not a curated record. The transcript has a single exon.